Messenger RNA from Sebastes umbrosus (honeycomb rockfish), 2179 nucleotides. RefSeq names its product TERF1 (TRF1)-interacting nuclear factor 2 (gene tinf2). Gene Ontology annotation, cellular component: shelterin complex. Gene Ontology annotation, biological process: regulation of telomere maintenance via telomere lengthening; telomere capping. Lineage: Eukaryota; Metazoa; Chordata; Actinopteri; Perciformes; Sebastidae. Bases 243 to 2027 code for a protein of 594 amino acids. The transcript is spliced from 10 exons. The record is from RefSeq and is a predicted model, not a curated record. Gene Ontology annotation, molecular function: telomeric repeat DNA binding.
UGAACGCGGGAGGAUGAGAAGAAGCAGACUUGUUUAUGUUGCUAGCUUUGUUUUGAGCGGUCGAACAACAACAAUGACGGUGUAACUAUAAACAAAAAUACAGUACAGAGUAAAUAUUAUCUCAGCUAAGUUUCCUAACAACUUCUGCUGGUGUAAACUGUUACUUAGAGUCAGUUUUGAAGCUUUCUCGAGGAGCAUAGUUGAUGGUUAGCUAUCUAGUUUGCUGAUUCAGUGGUGACGUUAUGGCUAAAGUUACAAGAAAAGCGAAGGAAAAUGAUGUCAGCCUUCCUUUCGCUGCCCUUCAGCUCCUGGCCCCGCCUUUGCGCCUGCUCUCUGCAGCCCUCUGGAAAGUGAUGAAGCAGAGGGAUGUGAUGCAGUAUGGGGUCGUGGAGGAAGUUGUGACAUCAGCCUGUGAGACUGUCCCCGGGCUGCUCACCGUGAGACACCAGGGCAAGCUGGCACUCGGGCUGAGAGGACGGUUCAUCUUGGAGCUGUGCUGCACACAGCCGGAUGAAACGGUGAUUAUGCCACACCUGCAAAGGAUCCGUGCUCCUGCUGCAAUGUCAGCCUCCUCUGGUCCUACUAUGAGGAGGGAUGUAAAGAUCCUGAGAACCGUCGAAGGUUUCCAUUCAUUGGUUCACACUCUCCUAAAAGACCCAACAGAGAGAGAAGAGUUCUUCAAGGAGGAGUUUCCCGUGGAUUACGGUCCAAAGUUUGACCAGGAACUGGAGAAGCUGCUGUGGGAGUUUUUGGUUCGACUGGACCAGUUGCUCACAGUUCCCAACCUAGCUCAGACUGUGUCGUGGCUCAGUGAUGCCCCCCCUGUCCUGGAGGAGUGUGCACGGGCAGCCACCCAACCCCAACUCCUGAAGAUAUUGCUUCAACAUCAAACCUGUCUGGGUCACAUGGAGACCGCAGCAUCCCUCCCUCCAAACAUGGGAGACUCCAUCCUGGCUUCACUUUCUCUGCCACCCUCUGGAAGAAUACCUUCAAAUCACCCAACAGGAGCCAAACAGUCUGCUGCGGACCAGUCCGAUGGCACACAGGCAAGAGACAAAACACCGUUUAUUACGCCUGUUAUCGGACUUAUAUCUAAUGAAGACGUACCAGUUAUGAUCAGGACACUGAGAGGUGACGACGAGACAGCCGGCUCUGAAGAUGCACCAAACAAGGACUUGAAAUUCACUGUGGUUAAACAGAGACAAAUGGACAAUGGAGCAAAAGAGGGCGAGGAACAAGUGGAGGAGGAGAGGAACGCCUCAAAAAGAAGCAGUGGAGGGAAACGCAAGCAACCUGCAAGUGAAUCCGAUGAGGAGGAGGAGGAGGAAGAAGUGAUACGCAUGACCAGAUUUGGGAAAAAGAGGAUAAGUAGGAGUUUGAGAAGUGGAGCGAGCAUGCUCAGGAAGCAUAGAGGCGAUCAGAGGACAAAUGAGAGUGAAGGAGACAGAGCCGUAAGAGACGAGGAGCGCGACAGAGCAGCCCUGGAGAGCUGUAUGACCCAGCUGGGUGUCAAAACGCUGAAACUGCCUAAAGAUCCAUCCCUCUGCUCCAUUUAUGUCUCUUGUCUGAGAAGCCAACCCAGAGUUGUUAUUGAAAAACUGCCAGCGACUCCUGCCAGCGCUAACGGGACUGAUAGAAGCGGAAAAUCCUCAUAUAUGAAACGGCAGCAUCAGAGGAGGAAGUCACCAGUUAAAGCUCCAACACAUAAAAGCAGCCAACCUCAAAAGCCUGACUCGGAUUUUCCUGCUGGCCUGGCCGAUAAAGAAAAUCAUCCUGUAUUACCGGGUAUAAGCAGCUCUCCCUCUCAGCAACGGAGUAACGCAGAGACGUCGGCCCUCCCAGGAGACGAUGACGACUACGUAGCUGAUUCUGAGGAUGAGGCGACGAAGAACUUUAAAGGCAGGCUGUUUAUGAAGCGCUACUACAAGACCAAACACGGCACAUAUGUUCCCACUCUGAGGGAGUACUGGAAGCCAAGGAUGACACAGCGGGACUCGUCGUCUGCUGGCAGCAAACGCAGAUGGUGACAUGGUUUGGUGUUGGGGAAACUAACGGCAGAAAGACGCCCAGUGGACUUUGACUGCGGUGAAGUUGGUUUUCUCCACCAGCUGCAUUGACAGAAAAGACAAAAAUAAAGUGAAACGCACCAGCCGUUGUGGCUGACGAACAUUUAUUUUCA